UUCCAAUCAGUCUUUUUUCUGUAUUCGACCUAAACUAAUUUGCGGGGACAGUUUCCUUUUCUUAGUCUGUUUAUUAUUCUAGAAAUGGCGGUGGCAGCCUGAUCUGUGCCACUGUCCUCUGAUGUUCUAUUGUUGAAUCUCUGGGAAGCUGUGCUAAUUAUUUUUAAAGACGCCUAGGAGCAAAAUUUUAAAUAUAUUUCAUCUGCUCAAAAGACACUUAAAAACUAACUGAUCAACCCUAGUGACCUCCAAAGACAGCAAAUAUGCAUAGGAGCUGGAAGGAACCUCGUCUUCACCAGGGUUUCCUUACUUCCUGAAGCAGCACCUUCUUUCCCCGCGGGCUCCUGGAGGGAGAAGGCGGUGAGAUCUGCGCCGGGUUUAGGACCGAGAUGGGCAGGCAGCAGGGGGAGCCUAGCGCGAACAGGCAGCUGGAUGCCUAACGAUUGAGGGGCAAGCUCUGCUGGAACAGGGCCAGACCAGAUGCCCCAGCGCCAAGGAGGUGGCGCGGGAGCACUCCCCGCCCCGGCGACGCCAGCCGUCGGGCCCCGCCCGUCCGGUCCAGCCCUAACACUGGCACGCAAGGUGUCUAGGCGCGUCCGGUAGCCGAGGCCGCGAGAGUGCCAACCGGUAGAGGGGUUUCGUGGAGAAAAGGGCGGCAGCGCCCCCACUCGGUCGGCCAGUCCAGGAGCGCGGGUACCUGUAAAGCGCCGGAUUAAGGCGAGCGCGCCAGCUGAGCCCUCUGCAACCGGGGCCCCCUGACCAUUUGGUUUGGGGACCUGCCAGGAAGAAGCCGACCGUUUUACCUCGUGUGGCCACAAUGCUGACUGCCCGCCUCUUCAGACCUCUGUCACAGCUCCAGGGGAAAACUCUGAGUUUCUCUGAUAGAGAAAAUGGAGUGAGGCGCACAUUGCUGUUUCACUCUGCCUCCUUUGUCCCUAUGGGCCGUCGUACGUAUGCUGAUGCGGUGAACCCGGUGGGCAGCAAAGCUGUCCUGGUCACAGGCUGUGACUCUGGAUUUGGGUUCUCCUUGGCCCAGCAUCUGCAUUCAAAAGGCUUCCUUGUGUUUGCUGGCUGCUUGAUGAAGGACAAAGGGAAUGAGGGGGUCAAAGAGCUGGACAGCUUGAAGAGUGAUCGACUGAGAACCAUCCAGCUCAACGUCUGCAAAAGUGAGGAGGUGGAGAAAGCGGUGGAGAUCAUCCGCUCCAGCCUGCAGGACCCCGACAAAGGCAUGUGGGGCCUGGUUAACAACGCGGGCAUCUCAACAUUUGGGGAGGUGGAGUUCACCAGCAUGGAGACCUACAAGGAGGUGGCGGAAGUGAACCUCUGGGGCACAGUGCGGACAACAAAAUCCUUUCUCCCCCUCAUCCGAAGGGCCAAAGGCCGCGUUGUCAACAUCAGCAGCAUGCUGGGCCGCAUGGCCAACCCAGCCCGCUCCCCGUACUGCAUCACCAAGUUUGGGGUGGAGGCUUUCUCUGAUUGCCUUCGCUACGAGAUGCACCCUCUCGGCGUGAAGGUCAGUGUGGUGGAACCUGGCAACUUCAUCGCUGCCACCAGCCUCUACACCCCGGAGCGCAUCCAGGCCAUCGCCAACAAGAUGUGGGACGAGCUGCCUGAGGUGGUGCGCAAGGACUAUGGCAGGAAGUACUUUGAUGAGAAGAUCGCCACCAUGGAGACCUACUGCAACAGUGGCUCCACGGACACGUCCCCCGUCAUCAACGCUGUCACCCACGCCCUGACAGCCGCCACCCCCUACACCCGCUACCACCCCAUGGAUUACUACUGGUGGCUGCGAAUGCAGGUCAUGACUCAUCUGCCCGGAGCAAUCUCCGACAGGAUCUACAUACAGUGAAGAGUUUCCAGCUGGCCUCUGUGGGGAGCCCUGGUGGGCGGGAAGAGGGGUGAGGGAGGAAGGAUUAUCUACCAUCCCAGGGGAGCCCCACUGCCAGUUUUAGCGUUAGGCAGAGGGAGCAACCCAGCCAAACCUGUGUGCAGUGAGUGGCUCGGGCCUCCUCAUUCGGGGUGCGGGGUGGUGCACAGAGCCCCGACACCUCAGGGCAAACAUGGUGCAGCUGUCUUUCUGGAAUUUAUUUCAUACAAAGAUUUUGAGGAAACAUCUCUAUAUUAAAAACAGAUUUAUUAUAAAAUAGAAUCCAAAUCCUUUACAUUUUAAGCCAAAACAUCAAUUCAAAAAAUUUAUCUCCUUUGAUCCUUAAUCCAGCUUCAUGAGUAAAGAUAUUUUUUUUUCUUUUGUGCACAAAGAAUUUGCAGCCCAAAGAGGAUACGUGAAUAAUCCUUUUAUUGCUUAUAAAUGGUCCAAGUCAUGUGUUCCUGCCACUGCUGUAGAAACACUUUAUGUUUUGUAUUCCAGGGCUGCUCUGGAGACCCCUCAGAACUCUGUGACAUUGCCUGAGCCUCCUGUACCCUGUGCACCUCUUUGCAUAUCCAUGGUGCUGGUGUGUGUGACCUCAGCCGGCAAUUCAGAACUGACCUGUGGAUGGGGGUGGGGCAUUCUGCAUAUUUCCAUUUGAGAUUUCUCCAACCUCUCUUAAGACUUAGGACAGAUUUGUGGAGGUACUUUUUGACUAAGAGGGUGAUUUGUUUUUGGUUUGUGUCUGCUUAGUUUUGCCUGAGACGGGAUGCUUGUUAAUGGGGCAUCCUUGGCAAGAGCAAUGGUGCAAAGGCACACACCACCACCACCACCACCACCACCACCACCACCACCACCAGCACC
Molecule: messenger RNA, 2731 nt
Organism: Rhinolophus ferrumequinum (greater horseshoe bat)
Lineage: Eukaryota; Metazoa; Chordata; Mammalia; Chiroptera; Rhinolophidae
Gene: BDH1
Product: 3-hydroxybutyrate dehydrogenase 1
Exons: 7
Coding region: 818-1849 (343 amino acids)
Molecular function (GO): oxidoreductase activity
Source: RefSeq, a predicted model, not a curated record